AUGGCUACAAAAGGUGUAGUGAGGCAGCAAGGCCCCAGCUAUACAGUGGAUACUGCAUGCUCAUCCAGCUGCUCUGUGCUUGAUCAGGCGUACAGAGCCAUCCGUGAUGGGUGUUGUGACUCAGCUAUUGUGGGCGGCUGCAAUCUUUUUUUCCAUCCGCAGGCAUCCAUCCAGUUCUCACAGCUCGGUGUUUUAAAUCCACAAGGUGUUUGUAAAACCUUCGACAGGNGCACCAAAGUUGGAGAUCUUGAAGAAUUGAAAGCAAUUACUCUAGCUUUUUGUAAAGACAGAAAGACCCCACUGCUGAUAGGGUCAGUCAAGUCAAACACAGGACACACUGAAGGGGCAUCAGGUCUUUGUGGUGUCAUCAAAGUCAUCAUUGGCAUGGAGACUGGCUUCAUACCCCCAAAUCUCCACUACAGCAACCCCAGAGAGGAAGUUGAGUCACUUAUGAAUGGACAGCUGAAGGUGGUGACUGAGAAGGUUCCAUGGGCUGGCAACCUUGCUGGUGUCAGCUCCCUUGGAUUCGGAGGUACAAACACCCACGUCAUAUUACAGAGGAAUCAGAAAGAAAAAGUAAAUGGUGGAGCUCCUGCUGAUUCAAUUCCACGCCUUGUUGUUGCAUCUGGACGUACAGAGAAGGCAGUUGAUGUCAUCCUGAAGGAU
Molecule: messenger RNA, 666 nt
Organism: Cryptotermes secundus
Lineage: Eukaryota; Metazoa; Arthropoda; Insecta; Blattodea; Kalotermitidae
Product: fatty acid synthase
Exons: 4
Biological process (GO): fatty acid biosynthetic process
Molecular function (GO): 3-oxoacyl-[acyl-carrier-protein] synthase activity; fatty acid synthase activity
Source: RefSeq, a predicted model, not a curated record